Messenger RNA from Carlito syrichta (Philippine tarsier), 658 nucleotides. RefSeq names its product thioredoxin. The coding region runs from base 1 to 513 and encodes 170 amino acids. The transcript has 6 exons. Lineage: Eukaryota; Metazoa; Chordata; Mammalia; Primates; Tarsiidae. The record is from RefSeq and is a predicted model, not a curated record.
AUGUCACCGACUUGUCACAACCAAAAUCCUAAGGACUCAGUUUCCCACGUCCCUGUAGGGUGGCUGGGGAGGAACGAGGGUCCCCUGGAAGGUGGGGUCAGAGUGAUCAGCGUUGCCGCGCCCUGCGCGCCCGGUAAUGCACGCCCGCAGGGAGCGCCCGGGAGCCCCCACACUGCUCCUCCUGCACCCUCCGGUCUGGGCAACCCCGACUGGAGGAAGACUUCUUUUCAGGAUGCCUUGUCAGCUGCAGGUGAUAAACUUGUUGUAGUUGACUUCUCGGCCAUGUGGUGUGGACCUUGCAAAAUGAUCAAGCCUUUUUUUCAUUCCCUCUCUGAAAAGUAUUCCAAUGUGGUAUUCCUUGAAGUAGAUGUGGAUGACUGUCAGGAUGUUGCUUCAGAGUGUGAAGUCAAAUGUAUGCCAACCUUCCAGUUUUUUAAAAAGGGACAAAAGGUAGGUGAAUUUUCUGGAGCUAAUAAGGAAAAGCUUGAAGCCACCAUUAAUGAACUACUCUAAUUAUGUUUUCUGAAACCAUAACCAGCCGUUGGCUAUUUAAAACUUGGAGUUUUUUUAUUUACAAAAUGUAUGAAGUAUGAAGACUAUAUAACCAACUGCCAUCUGAUUAUAAAAUGACAAUAAAAUAUUAAUUCUGCCCUUUUUA